CUUAGAUUGUUGCACCUCGAAGAACAUCCUGUAAAUAAUCGAUAGCCCUCGUAAUUCCAGGAGCAAACAGUGAAUAUUUAUCAUUAUGGCUGCUGAAAAACAACAACAACCCUUGCCUCUUGGGAAACCUGUUCCCGCUAAAGAAGGAGAGGAGAAAGUGGAAUUGAGUGAUGAAGGAGAUGAAGACAGAGAGGAUCUUGAGGAGGAAAAUGAUGAAGACUUCGAUGAGGACGAAGACGAGGACGACGAGGAUGAGGAUGAGAAUGAGAAUGAGAAUGAGAAUGAGGAUGAGGAUGAGGAAGACGAAGACGAAGAGGGCGACGAUGGUAUUGACCACAAGAAGGUGCUGUCGGACUUUUACAAUACCGAACAAGUGGACGAAGAGGAUGAUGAGGAUGUCAUCGAAGGCAAAGAGGAUGCGGGAGUCAGCAACCUGAAGCGAAAGGCGGACGGUGAGGAACAUGGCGAGGCAAAAAAAAACAAGGCCUAGUUUCAUGUACAAUCGUAUCGGCCUUAUUAACAUAUUAGUAAAUGGAAUGGUACAAAAAGUGUGUAUCGACGGAA
This is a messenger RNA of Cryptococcus deneoformans JEC21, 564 nucleotides long. RefSeq lists its product as hypothetical. The transcript has 3 exons. The coding region runs from base 86 to 490 and encodes 134 amino acids. The record is from RefSeq and is a predicted model, not a curated record. Lineage: Eukaryota; Fungi; Basidiomycota; Tremellomycetes; Tremellales; Cryptococcaceae.